Closterium sp. Naga37s-1 is the source of this 464-nucleotide messenger RNA. Lineage: Eukaryota; Viridiplantae; Streptophyta; Zygnematophyceae; Desmidiales; Closteriaceae. The record is from the annotation of a GenBank genome assembly.
GUGCUGCUGGUGCUGGUGCUGCUGGAGCUGCUGGAGGUGCUGCUGCUGCUGGAGGUGCUGCUGCUGCUGGAGGUGCUGCUGGUGCUGGAGCUGCUGGAGGUGCUGCUGCUGCUGGCGGUGCUGCUGGCGCUGCUGGAGGUGCUGCUGGUGCUGGUGCUGCUGGAGCUGCUGGAGGUGCUGGUGCUGCUGACGCUGCUGGAGGUGCUGCUGGUGCUGGUGCUGCUGGAGCUGCUGGAGGUGCUGCUGCUGCUGGCGGUGCUAGUGGCGCUGCUGGAGGUGCUGCUGGUGCUGGAGCUACUGGAGGUGCUGCUGCUGCUGGCGGUGCUGCUGGCGCUGCUGCAGGUGCUGCUGGUGCUGGUGUUGCUGGCGCUGCUGGAGGUGCUGCUGGUGCUGCUGGAGCUGCUGGAGCCACUGGUCCUGGAGCGUGUCCCUCUGCCGUCUCCUCCUGCGUCCUCUCUUCCUGA